GCUUAAUUGAGUUUGCCCAUGAUUGCAUGAAGGGGAAACGAUGUCCAACUCCUGCUCUGGCCUGUCAUAUUCGUAGAAGAGAAAAGCGCCUUGGGUCAAGCGCCAUAAUAAAUAUACUAAACUAGCCUCACUUGACUGUGACCUUGUCCAAUGUCUAUCUCAGGCAAGACCACAAGACCAUCAACUUGCAUUAAUUUCUGUAAAUUCUCUGGAAUAGGUAUCAUAACUGAAAGGACAUGCACUCCGGAAAAUCAGGUGGGGUUAAUUAGCAGCAAAUCAGUGCCGGACUGCUUGUGGAGUGUUUCGGAACGCAACAUUUGGCGUCAUGUGCGUCAAGUCGGUCAUUCAAGUGAAGCUCUCAACUAGACGUUAAUUUACGACAGACUUCCAUAUCCCACGGCAAUCUGUCUGUCCAACUGUCUGCCAGAAAGUGGGCUGCUUUGUAUUGUAAACAAAGGACGAAGCACGUGCUAGCAAAGCGCAAGCGCAUGCGCCCGCCUAACAGAACCGUAACAGUGCCGUAACAGAAGGUCCCUUCGGCAGUCCUUUUAAUAGACGCUGCCCGCGGUUGGUCGCUUCAGUGCAGUGUAAGCGGUCGUGCGGUUGGUUUAAACCAGAGGACCUGUACAUGGUGCAUUAAUCUCUCCAUACGUCGAAUCCGUGUCCUGGCAACAAGUGUCCUCCUGCUAGGAUGUGCGUGAGAAGCUCACUGUGCAGUGUUUUAUUUGGUUACUGUGUCGCUUUGCUCUGUGUGACGGUUGUGGUCCUGGCCGAGAACGGGAAUAUAACUCAGCUGGCGCUACCGGGCGAGGAGUGCGGCAGCACUCAGGGUAUGGUGGACGAGUGCUUUAAGGAUUUGCCGCCGCACCUUAUGGAGUUUCUGCAGAACAACAAAAUUGUCAUCAGCAAGAAGGAGAUCACCACCAAGUGCAAUAUUUUCAACCGCGGCAUGAAGUGCUUCGACGCCUACUCGAAGCGCUGCCUGGACGAUCGCAAGCUGGACACGUUCAAGAACAAUGUGGAGGGAGCGCGGCGGUUUUUCUACAAGUUCUGCGGCGACACCGAUUUCCAGCGGGACUACUUGCGGCACAAGGACUGCUUCGCCUACAUCCAGCUGGACUGGGUCACCUGCACGUCCGAGUUCGAGAGCAUCCUUAGUGACGAGGUGCACGACGAGACGCGGAACGCCAGCGAAAAGUUCCUAGAAUUCUGCUGCGCCCGGUACGCGUACGAGAACUGCAUCUACAACAGCGCCCGCUACAAGUGCUACAAGAACUCGGCGGAGUUUGCCCGCGAGACGGCCAAAAUGCUGUCGGACGAGAAGCAUUUCCGGAACUGCGCUGUCCUCCAGAACAUCUGCGUCCACGCCACCGGACUGGGACUGACCCUGGACAGGAGCUGGCUAGGUUGCCAGGUGGCGGCGACGCUGCUGCUGAUGCUGAUGGCGAUGCGGUUCUGGCCGUAAAUCGAAAUGACCAAUACGUGUGGGUGUGGUCAGCUGAAUGGAAUGCGAUAUGGGUGUGGGUGUGGAUGUAGGUGUGGAUGAGGAUGUGUGAAGCGUUUGUGGAUGUCCGAACUUGAGUUUCUGGUUUUUUGGGCUGUCCAAUUGAGAAUGCAAAGCAUUUUAGCUCCCUUAAAGCGCCCUGGAAACUACUCACUCUCUCCCUCUGGGUUUCCCCUCUUUUCUGUGUCUGUGCAUUUUCCGGUGUCGUUGGCUUGAGUGUGUGCGUGUGUGUGUGUGAGAGGCGGGCGGGUUACGGGGUCGGAAAGCGGCACCGGUUUUCUGUCCUAUGUUAAGUAAAAUUAAAUGCAUAUUUCAAAUAAAAAUACAUACUCACGUUGUACUCCUUUUAGUGGUUUUUAUUAGGUGUCCUUGCG
This is a messenger RNA of Drosophila kikkawai, 1878 nucleotides long. RefSeq lists its product as uncharacterized. The record is from RefSeq and is a predicted model, not a curated record. Lineage: Eukaryota; Metazoa; Arthropoda; Insecta; Diptera; Drosophilidae.